Messenger RNA from Aspergillus nidulans FGSC A4, 3357 nucleotides. RefSeq lists its product as uncharacterized. NCBI's taxonomy places the organism in Eukaryota, Fungi, Ascomycota, Eurotiomycetes, Eurotiales, Aspergillaceae. Bases 1 to 3357 code for a protein of 1118 amino acids. The record is from RefSeq and is a predicted model, not a curated record. The transcript is spliced from 4 exons.
AUGUCUGCCGACGAUCCUUCUUCAUUCGUGGACGCCGAACCCAAACCGACGCCCAAGAGACCGCAUUGGAGGGAGAAACUGUUCUCACGGGAAAAGCCCAAGAAUACUGCCGACCAACAGGUCGAGGCGUUCUUAGCCCCUGUACGCUCGAAAUCCGUGUCUCACGGUGGGCACGCUGUCUCCACGACCGAAAGAGAGAUCCCCGCUCCUCCUCGCCUAGAUGUAUCUCAGCGGUGGCCGUCCGCACAUGAAACUCAGACUGUAUCACCCGUUUCUAGUACAUCACCUCCAACAGACUCUAAGCUCUCAGCUGCUUCAACAUUACCACCGUUAAAGAUUCGGAAAAACAAGGGAUUGAGAGUCAAAUUUGCUGAUGGCGCUCCCGUGUGCAUUGGUGAAGGCGGGGACGAAUCGGAGGAGCCCACCAUUGAAAUCUCAUUGAACCGGAGCCGUAGCCAUAGCCAGAGUUCUAAUCAACCGAAUGACGUCGGCCAACCUCAGGCUGGAGGCCCCCAACUUCGCCUAGACACUUCUUUCAGAGACAGAGAUGGUCUGAGACCGCGCGAAGGUGGAAGCCCAGCUGGUCGGGCCCCGCUACUCAUCAAAAAUACGCAGGAUGCUGAUUUCCUCAUGGCCUUGAACCUCGGCGAAAGUGGUUCUCGCUUGUCUUUCAGGGCAUCGCCGGGAGCCGAUUCACUCGCUCAGCGUGUUCGAGCAAAAAUGGAGCUCGAAGAAGGUCGUGCUUUGCAACAAAAAUACGAAGAUCCCACCUCGCCAAAUGAGAGAACUCCGGACAGCCCUAGCUCAUUAUAUGAGACACCUCCGAAUACUGAACCGGAGCCUGCGUCGCCGCCAAGUCCGCUUCGCACUCCCCCGAGUCCAGAGAAGACACGCUCCAUGAACCCUACCGAUUUCACGUCCUCAGCUAGUUUAGCGCCUGGCGGGGGUAUGAAAAGCCUAUCGCCGCCAAAGCCGGAAUUGGUACGCAACGCCGCUAGUGAAGAACUUCGUCCGUCCAGUCGGGAGAGUCGUACCAAGUCCGCGAGUCCGCAACCACCGAAAUAUUCGCUACGGUCCGUCGCGAAUCAAUUUGGAGAGGUGGCUUAUGUUGAGUUUAAAGAGUAUGCGGGGCGGUAUCAGGAUGUGAUUAAACUUUCAGCUGAAAGCGUCAAGCCUUUGAUGGAAACGUCACUUACCGAAUGGGUGAGGGCUGCGGUCUGGUGGUUUAUGCGAGGAAAGAAGAGAUUAGAGGCAUAUGCGCGUUCGCGCUCACGACCGGAUUCUCGCCCGUCUCCCGAGAUGGCGCAGCAGGCUGUGAUUGAUCUCGCCAAGGCACUGUGGAUUAACGAGGCUAUCGUCCCUCAGCACCAAGAAGUGGCUCGCUAUGGCGCAAUGGGCGUCGAUGCAUUGAUUGCUGUGGCCAAUACCACAGGUGAUAAGCAACUGUCAGACCUGCUGGGGGUGCAUCAAUCUGUGUUGAGUCACCUGCGAUCUCUGGCAGUAUCAAUUAAACGAAACAACAUCUUGUCCGCCAUACCUCCGGAGACCGAAUCCGACACAAGCGUAUGGGUUAGAUAUCCGUUCUUCGCGCCGGAUGUGUCAGCAGUUCUUUCUGGGGCGACCUCGCGAUCCAUGUUGCUGGACAAUAGUGGAAAGGGCCCAACCUUCGUGCAAAUGAUGCCUUUAGGUGAUAGCAGCCGCCACUUUAGUUACGGGAGUAUGUUUGUGGAAGUAUCUGUGAGCUCCAGUGAGGAUGAUAGUCAGCAGUUCUCUAUGCCUUGCGCCUUGUCUAUUAUCCGUGACCGCGCAGACUGGUAUGUCCUCGCUGCCAUUACCAGCCAGAGCGAUUUGGUCAAUGUGAUGAUUCAGCCCGACAAGAAGAAGGGACCGACAUGGGAUGACGUUAACUGGCAAGUUCGGACACACUCAAUGACGGUCAAACUCCCACGCGGAUUUGAGUUGGAUGUCAUGUUCAAGGAAGAUGAUUUCAAGAUGCUCUGGAACAUUGUCAAUUACACACUAAAAACCGAGGCUAGCCUGCAGCCAGAAGCGGGUGAAUCAGUGAUAUUUGAGUGUACGCUGAAGCUGUUCCAGUAUAUGGAUCCUGGGACACCGAAGGCAUUUCCAGCUGAAUCUAUCGAGCGGUGUCGUGUCAGGUUAUUUGAGCGUUCGGUAACCGUGACCGAGGGGACGGGCACACGACGUGCUCACCGUGGUUUCCGUAUUACGGUAUUGACCACGCCUAAGGUAAAGACCUUAAGCAGCGUGCGUCAUAUCUUGGGUCACGGUGCGCCGAUACUGUUUGGGCUUCUUCGCGGUGAGGAUGGCGCGCCGGCACUUGUUCUCAAAGUGAAUGAAGAUGGCCGCAGUCGGUCGAUGUUGAUGACAUUCCAGGAAACUCGCGAGCGCACUAACCUUCAUUCGUUGCUUCUGGCCAUGUUACCCAAGCAGAGAGAACUUAAGGUAGCAGACGUCCCUCUGCGUGCCUAUACCAUCGAACAGCCGGCCGACCGGUUCAAUGGCCAACCAGCGAAGCAACACCUGCAAUUUCCCGCAGGAACCGUUUGUGUUAUCGACCAGGAACAUGACUAUGUUGAGCAUGGCUACGGCCCAACUGUGUUGUCCGAGCAUCUGCGGGCCUUUAUUGCUUCAGAGUGGGGGUCCGUUACAGAUCGGUUCAACCUUGGUCCUGGUGAACUGAAAAUCAGCCUGGACAUAAACAAUCGGACCGGUCUCAGUUUGUACAGGCCAGCUCAGCAGGACUUGACCGUAUCGGCUGCUGAAAACCUCAUUCCGCCCGAUAUGCAAGACAAGUUGGCUGAUUUCCUUCAAAUUGCCAUGGCCAAGCCAAUGAUCCGAAAGUUCGAUUUCAUGACGGUCAAGGGAUUGCAUGAAUUCGAGAAGGCUGUUACGGGCUUCACGGUCCUCUUUGAUAGUGUUGCAUCUUCGUUCAUGAUUUCUCGACGCCGAAUGGUGGUUCCCAUCACCAAGAAGUGGGAGUCGAGCAUGGCUCGAAUUCAGAUUGUUCGUCAGGACAAGGUCGUGCAGCUACUAGCAUUCCUCAACGACUUUAGUCAUGGCAAAUGCUUGAACUUCGUCCUGAAGAGCACCGACACUUUCGAAGCUUUCAACCGCUCCGGAAAAUACGGAGUCCGCAUUGUUGACGCCAAGUUCGCGUUGCCAAAGACCGAUGAUGACCCCUCUUCUGCUUUUCUCAAUCUCGACAUGCCGGAGUAUCCUAGCGAACACGACGAUAUUACCAUUGCUUUUGAUACGGAGGCUGAUCGAUUCAACUUCCAAUCAGCAGCGCCUGCUUCCGUCCGCGAGCCCUCACGAAUGGCGUCCCUGCGGCGGUAG